This is a messenger RNA of Suillus clintonianus, 351 nucleotides long. RefSeq lists its product as uncharacterized. Bases 1 to 351 code for a protein of 116 amino acids. The transcript has a single exon. The record is from RefSeq and is a predicted model, not a curated record. Lineage: Eukaryota; Fungi; Basidiomycota; Agaricomycetes; Boletales; Suillaceae.
AUGGCGUCAGCUAGAGUCCAAUCACUUGGAAGGGCUAUAGCCCCAGCUCUGAUGGGUGACUCUGCCCCACAUACAUUUGUAGAAGAAGAUCUUUUGGGGAGAUUCCACAAGCUGGGGUUCGUUAUUUUCCCUGAUAACCGCCUGGACGAAGAGCAAGUGAGAGAAGUGGUGGAUGAAGCCGAGCUCCAGCGCGAGGUUGAGAGGCCGCUGUCGGUGGUACCUGCAAACCAUAUAAUUGACGAGGACGUCCCGUACUUCAUCCGAACAGGCUGUAUUCCGAAAGGAUCGGGUGUGUUCACCCCAGUUUUCGACGUUCUCGCCACAACUUCGGCUGCCAUCUCCAGGACGUAG